AUAUAUAGGCUCCGGCGGGGUUGCGAGCUGCAGCUAAAUUUAGUCGGAGGCGGCACGCCGGAGGGUGCGCUGGGGCUUGGUGCAUCGCCCGUGCCCGCCGGUGGGGAUGUCAUGCGGGCUCCUCCAGCCGCGAUGGGCGACGCCAGCGAGGGACAGCCGGGCGGGACGUCUUCAGCACCACCAGAGUUGAAGGAGCUGCUCUGGGGCACCCGGCCCCACAGGUGCUAACAUGGCAAAAGAAAACUCGGCCUUCUCCACCAUCCCCGAGACCCCCGUAUCGGAACCGAAGGCGCCGAUCGCUUCCCGCCCGGUCAAAUCGGCGGCCCUGAAACGCCUGGGUGAGGAGCCCGAGAAGGCCGAGAAGAAACGAGGGCGCCAGCGGUACGUGGAGAAGGACGGCAAGUGCAACGUCCAGCAUGGCAACGUGCGGGAGACCUACCGCUACCUCACCGACAUCUUCACCACCCUGGUGGACCUGAAGUGGCGCUUCAGCCUGCUGGUCUUCAUCUUGGCCUAUGCCAUCACGUGGCUCUUCUUCGGCCUCAUCUGGUGGUUCAUCGCCUACUGCCGGGGCGACCUGGACCACCUCGAGGACAGUACCUGGACGCCUUGCGUCAACAACCUGAACGGAUUCGUCUCGGCCUUCCUCUUUUCCAUCGAGACGGAGACCACCAUCGGCUACGGGCACCGAGUCAUCACCGAUAAGUGCCCGGAGGGGAUCAUCUUGCUGCUGCUGCAGGCCAUCUUGGGCUCGAUGGUGAACGCCUUCAUGGUGGGCUGCAUGUUCGUCAAGAUCUCCCAGCCCAACAAGCGGGCGGAGACGCUGGUCUUCUCCACCCACGCGGUGAUCUCGCUGAGGGACGAUCGCCUGUGCCUCAUGUUCCGGGUGGGGGACCUGCGGAACUCCCACAUCGUGGAGGCCUCGAUCCGGGUCAAGCUGAUCAAGUCCAAGCAGACCCAGGAGGGGGAGUUCAUCCCCCUCAACCAGACAGACAUCAACGUGGGCUUCGAGACCGGCGACGACCGCCUCUUCCUGGUCUCCCCUCUCAUCAUCAGCCACGAAAUCAAUGAGCACAGCCCCUUCUGGGAGGUCUCCAAAGACCAGCUGGCGAAGGACGACUUUGAGAUCGUCGUCAUCUUGGAAGGGAUGGUGGAGGCCACAGGGAUGACGUGUCAAGCCCGGAGCUCCUACCUGAUGGAUGAGGUCCUCUGGGGCCACCGCUUCAUGUCUGUCCUCUCCUUGGAGGACGGCUUUUACGAGGUGGAUUACAACAGCUUCCAUCAGACCUUCGAGGUCCCCACGCCCAGCUGUAGUGCCCAGGAGAUGGCGGAGGCCACGGCUCGCAUGGACGCCCACCUCUAUUGGUCCAUCCCGAGCCAGCUGGAUGAGAAGGCGGAGGAAGGGGGCAAAGAGAGGAACGGUAACCUCGCCAGCACCGAGAGCGAAUCCAAGGUCUAAACAGGAGGUGGACAAAGCCGGCCUUGGAUCGGAAGCCAGCCCAGUUCGUGCCAAGGAAGGAGGAGGUGGAGACGGGGAAGAAAAGGAGGGACGUGACCAAGAGAUCAAGCCAAGGGGUGACCAAGAGACUGGGGAUCUGGAGAGUUGAUGGACGGUCCUGGGUUUCAUAGCGGCCACUGCUCUGUUGCUGGGGAGAGCCGACGCAGAAGGGUUUCUUAAUGUGGAAGUUAUGAGGAUAUUCCUAAAACACCCACGCGUUACAUAUAUAUAUAUAUUUAUAUUUAUAUUUAUAUCUAUACAGAUAGGCAAUGGGCUUCGGCAAUAAAUAGGCAAAGGCGGGAUUUUAAGAGGGAGCCUGUAGAUUGCGGAAAGGCGUGAAGGGGUCAGUGAUGGGGGGACAGAGGAAUGGGGAGGAGACACAUAUGCAAUACAAAAAUUACUAGUAGGGCAAGUUUGGGGCAAUGUGGGGGCACAGGAGAGGAUGGACAGAAAAAGUGCAUCAAGGGCUCAGGUUAGGAGAAGGCUGCCACUUUUGGAAUCAUAGAAUUUUAGAGCUGGAAUGGAACCUUCCUAUGAGUUCUAGAAUCCUCAAACUCUAUGGCUCUAUUCUAUGAUUCUUCGGACCUUCAAGUUCGUCUAGUCUGACCCCUUGCCCUGUUCAUCACCCCUACCCCAUGCAGUGCUGGCCUCUUUGCCCACAUGCAUGCUGUUUCCUUCCAGCUGUGGGGCAGCCAAAAAGGUGAUCCCCACCACCUUGGCGUGAUGACCUCGGUGUGGUCAAGUCAACCGUCCAUCGUUGACUCUCUAGACGUGUCCUUCCAAUGGUCCUAUUCACACCGAAAGCUCUGAGAGGCCUUCAGAACACCUGAUGGAUGAGGGAGGUGAGUUUGAGGCACAUUUUGAAGUCUCCACAAGAUUCACAGCCCUUAAUAUCCAUCCCUUCUUUAAAAAGGGGGUUUAAUGCCCAAUGCCACAUAAUCACAGGGAGAAAAGCGUUUACAUGGAUCGGCCUUAAAAUAGGCAUUCCUCUGACUUGGAUUGUUGGACAGCUCCUCACUUGGGCAGAUUCAGGAGUGGCUUGACCCUUUCUGAGCUGAAUUGGGGGCGGGGGCAAACAAAGACCAGAGACGGCACCUACAGCCGCAAACUGGGUGGUAAACUGUUUGGAGAAAUAUAUUGACCGAUUAAAAAAUAUCAGUGAAAGAUAUCAGUCCGUCAGCUGAAAUAUCAGUCUGUCAACUGAAACUCAUGCAAUUAACCCGUUGAUACAAUCUACUACAGGAACCUGCCUCUGAGAAAAAUAAUCAUUCUUAAAAGGGUAGACAUUAUUUCUGGGGAAAGAUGUCAACAUCCUACUCUUCCCCGCUCCCCUGGCACUAGGGUGGGUUCCUGAAGUCCGCUCCCCCCCCCACUGCUGAGUGGGGCUCCCCACUUUUGUUUCUGCUAGCUGGGAUCCAGAGACUGAAGUCAGAGGAUUCACAGCCACCAAUCUCCCUUGCACCAUUCCCGAUUUAAAGAAAUGAAUAAAACAUUUCCGGCCUGUUCCUCUCCUGACCCUGUUUCUGCACCAUUCACGGAGACAGCACGAGGGGAGAUGAAUUAGCAGCCAGGUCAGUCGCUAGCCUUGCAUACUUUCCCCGAUCUCCAUCUUUCCUUUAGCAUGGGCCGAAUCCCACAUCACCAAAGCAGCUCCACUGAGCGCCUGGCUCUCCGAUACGAACUGACAAAGCUCGGGAUCAAGCCAGUUUCAUGGUUUGGUUGGGUGCAGCUGACCCUCCACGCCUGAUCUGACUGCUGCCUGCCUGGGCCCAACUCGUGGCAAGGUUGACAUUCUAGCCUGGACUCGGCUCAGGAGGCAGCGGCCAAGGGGAAGGGAACAAAUUGAUAAGACGGCAGAGCAAGUCGGUUGGAUAGCCCUCAAAAUGGUGGUGACAUGCAUUAUUUUCCUUCUUCUCACAGUUCCUGAAUCUUGCACAAUCUCCUCACACAUGAGCAGUCUCUUCCUCCCUCUCCCUCUCCCUCUCCCUCUCCCUCUCUCUCAAUCUCUGUCUUAAUAAAAAAAAGAGGUUUUGAAAUGGG
Molecule: messenger RNA, 3538 nt
Organism: Hemicordylus capensis (graceful crag lizard)
Lineage: Eukaryota; Metazoa; Chordata; Lepidosauria; Squamata; Cordylidae
Gene: KCNJ9
Product: potassium inwardly rectifying channel subfamily J member 9
Exons: 3
Coding region: 230-1459 (409 amino acids)
Biological process (GO): potassium ion import across plasma membrane; regulation of monoatomic ion transmembrane transport
Cellular component (GO): plasma membrane
Molecular function (GO): G-protein activated inward rectifier potassium channel activity
Source: RefSeq, a predicted model, not a curated record